This is a messenger RNA of Porites lobata, 1398 nucleotides long. The record is from the annotation of a GenBank genome assembly. NCBI's taxonomy places the organism in Eukaryota, Metazoa, Cnidaria, Anthozoa, Scleractinia, Poritidae.
AUGGAAAUACCAAAUUAUGAUAGUGUCGAUGAUCCGGAUAAAAAAUAUAAACAGUUAUUUUCUUACAUGCCAUCAGACACAUUUCGAAUGUUAAUCUGUGGAAACAGUGGAAGUGGUAAAACUAAUUUACUGUAUCAUAUGUUAAUUAAACCAUUGUUGUACUAUGAUGAAAUUUAUCUUUACGCGCGUAAUCUUGAACAGGAUAAGUAUCAAAAGUUAAUUCAAAAAAUGACAGAGUUAAGUCAUAAAUUGGGUUAUGAAAUACUUCAUGUUAACAAUGAUGAAAUAACUCCAAUUUCAGAAAUGGAUUAUGAAGACAAUCAAAAACUUGUAAUAUUUGAUGAUUAUGUUUGUGAUAAAAACCAAAAGUCACUUAUUGAUUAUUUUAUUCAAGGUCGUCAUAAAAAUUGUUCUGUAAUAUACCUUAGCCAAUCAUUUUAUAAAACUCCAAAAGAUAUUCGAUUAAAUUGUUCUCACUACUGUCUUUAUGAAUUUCCAUCAUCAAGGGAAGCAAAUCGUAUAGCAUCUGAAUUAGGAGUUGAUAAAGAGGUGUAUAAAACAGCAACAAAAAAACCAUUUACAUUUUUAUAUGUUGAUAAACCUAAAAAACGUAUUGCUAAAAACUUUACUAGUAAUAUAACCUAAUAAUAAAAUGGGAGUAUUUAACGAACAAUCUUUCGAUCAUCCUUUUGCUAAAGGAAUACAGGGUGCACCAGGAGUUGGUUUUAGUCUAACCGCAGAUGGAAAUUAUGAUAUUAAUAAAAAGAAACUCACAAAUGUUGGUGCACCCAGUGCUAAUACUGAUGCUGCUACAAAGAAGUAUGUUGAUGAUAAUUCUGGAUCAUCCACAACAUCAGAAUUAACAGUUGAUUCAAACAUUGAUAUGAAGGAUAGAUAUCGAAUUUUAAAUCUUAAAUCACCACUAGAUGCAGAUGAACCAGCAACAAAACAAUACUCAGACAGCACAUUUCUUGACAGAAAUGGUUCACGAACAAUGCUUGGUAAUCUGGAUAUGAACAACAAUCAAAUAUUUAAUAUACCAGCUCCAACAGGUCCCAAACAACCAACACCAUUAGCUUUCACAGAUUUUAAGUAUCUCCAUGUUGCUGGUACAAAUAAAAUGACUAAUAAUCUAAACAUGGAUAAUAAAGGUAUAAUUAACCUUAGACCACCAACAUCAGACACAGAUGCAACAACAAAAAAGUAUGUUGAUGACUCAUUUCAACCUUAUUUUAAAAAAGAUGGAUCGGUAAAAAUGACUGGAAAUGUAGAUAUGAAUAAUAAUAGAAUAUAUAAUAUUCCAACACCAACAGGUAAUAAUCAACCAGUAACAAAAAUCUAUGGAAAUUUCUAAUUAUGUUAAUAUUAGAGGUUUUACUCCUAUGCUUGGAGAUUUAA